UCAAUUUUCAAAACUAACCCUUUUUUAUUCUUCUUCUUCUUAUCCUCUCUCUGUAUCUAACUUGGUAAGUAAGUCUUUUUUUUUUUUUUGGUUUACCAUCAAAUGGGUCAGAGCGAAGACCGAUCGGAAAUCGCCUUCUUCGACGUCGAAACCACAGUGCCGACCCGACCCGGACAGGGGUUUACCAUAAUUGAAUUCGGGGCGAUCCUGGUUUGCCCAAGGAAGCUGGAGGAGCUCGAGAGCUACUCCACUCUGGUACGACCCGCCCACCUUUCCCUCAUCUCCUCCUUGUCCGUACGCUGCAACGGCAUUACCAGAGACGCAGUCAUUUCGGCCCCUUCUUUCCUUGAGAUUGCCGACAGGGUUUACGACAUUCUCCAAGGGAGGAUAUGGGCAGGUCAUAACAUAAUCAAGUUUGACUGUGCUCGGAUUCGGGAUGCAUUUGCUGAUAUUGGUAGGCCAGCACCAGAGCCUAAGGGUAUGAUUGAUUCAUUGGCAUUGUUGACUCAGCGGUUUGGAAGGAGAGCUGGUGACAUGAAGAUGGCCACUCUUGCAACCUAUUUUGGGCUUGGACAGCAGACACACAGGAGCUUGGAUGAUGUCCGCAUGAAUCUCGAAGUUCUCAAAUAUUGUGCAACAGUUUUAUUCUUGGAAUCUAGCCUUCCAAAUGUAUUGACAACGAACAGUUGGGUUUCUCCAAAUGCAAUUACCAGAAGUCGUAGUAAUUGGAAAUCAUCUCCUGAGGCAGCUGGCACAAACAGGAAUACCUCCUCAUCAAAUUUAAGCUCUGGAAAUGCCAUAACAUCAUCUUCUAAGGAUCAGGGAGAGGCCAUUGAUAUGGCUGAACCUAGUAGCACUUCUCGUCCAGAGACUUUUAACAUGACCCAACUUAGACAUGAAAUUCCAGCAGAGUGCCAUCAGCCAAAUGUUUCCAUGGAAGAGAAAUCCAUUUCAGAGUCAUCUGAAAUACCUUCCUCUACUGCUGUCUAUGAGGGUUGUGACAGCUCUACUGUAUUUCUAGGACCUGAUGCAGUUUUUAUUCCUUCUAUCAGUGCUUCCCUAGUUCCAUUAUAUCGUGGGACUCAAAGGAUAAAGUUAUUGCACAAAGAUAUUGCUUUACAACUUUGUUGUCAUCAUCUGAAAGUGCGUUUUGGAAUUAAUGCGAGGUUUACUGAUAAUGCUGGCCGUCCACGCUUGAAUUUUGUGGUUGACGUACCACAAAGUCUAUCUAGGGUUCUUGAUUCAUGUGAUGACAUUGCACGGAAGUUUUAUUUGGAUUGUGGCGGUAACUCUGAUUGGAGGCCUCUUGUGACUCGAAAAGAUGGCUACGUCAACUAUCCUACUGUGAGGUUGCACAUACUAACUGCAGUAUGUGGACAAAUUGCAAUAUAUGCAACUGAGAUCUAUCAAAAAGAAUGUUCUGGUUCUGUGCAAAGACGAGCAUUUAGUAAAUUUGAUGCUUCAGAACUUAUGUCUUUGUUCCCGAAAGGGACCUUCGUCGAUGCAUUCUUCUCCUUGGAGUCUUAUGAUUAUCAGCAAAGUGCAGGACUUCGGUUGGUGGCAAAAAAAUUGAUUAUCCAUUCGUAAUAGAUAUAAGAGAUAUGGGAUCUCUGAUUUAUUUCUUUGUAAAACUUGUAAGUCGAUUACGUACAACAUAGCUUCUUUUAUUGGUCAGUGGUUACAAUAUUUGGAUAGGAAGCUGGGAAUACUGAUGUAUAUGAGAUAUCAAUGCAAAAAUUUGAUAUUCAAUUUAUAUGGAAAGCUGAUUUGUAGAGGUUUAUUUA
Messenger RNA from Ziziphus jujuba (common jujube), 1784 nucleotides. Its product is annotated as protein NEN1. The coding region runs from base 103 to 1587 and encodes 494 amino acids. The transcript has 6 exons. Gene Ontology annotation, molecular function: nucleic acid binding; 3'-5' exonuclease activity. The record is from RefSeq and is a predicted model, not a curated record. Lineage: Eukaryota; Viridiplantae; Streptophyta; Magnoliopsida; Rosales; Rhamnaceae.